AACAUUAUUGUUUAAUUUUACUUUUGUAAAACUACUACUUUCUGCUGAAAUACCAACAAUCAUUCUAAACACAAACUGUAUUGAAACUACAUUAGUUUUUUUAAUACUGUCAUAGAGGAAACCUAAUUUGGUUUAUUACUUCCGGUUUUAUGUCUUCUGACGUUUACAUCAUCCCGCGCAGUUUGUAUUUGGAAAUGGUUAUUUGGGAGAGAUAUUGUUCUAGUAGGAAUGCUUAGGAUUUACAUUAACGUAUUGUGUUAUUUAUAAUUAUGAAGGAAAUACAGUUACAAGCUGCGCACAAAAUGCAAGCUUUGCUUUUUAAAAUAUGGGAAGAAGCAAGUAAAGGAAAAAGAGAAGCUCAAUAUGUUGAUCAGAGCAAUAUUCAGGUGAAGCUGAUAGCUGAUGGAGUAGAAAACCCACUUCAGUGUUUUGGAAUUAUGAAUGGUGCAAUAUUUGUGGCGGAGAAAAUGAUCCCAAAGUCUGAAGAGAAGGAUGAUGAAUCUGUGGAAAAUUCUUAUUUAGUUGAAAGCAAUGAGACCUAUUUAGACUUUGAGGAGCCUUUGAGGCCUUUGCCUUUGCCUGUUGCACAAGCAAGGCAGUUACUUUCCUAUUAUUCCCUGGCGCACAAUCCAUAUAUGUGUCAAGUACGGAAUGACAGUAAAACAGCAGCUAUACUACCACCAUUGUGGGUAAGAUGUGAUGGUUCUGAUCCAGAAGGAACUUGCUGGCUGGGGGCAGUACCUAUUGUAGCAGGUGAUGGGAUCACAGGAAUCAGCUUCCAGUCUGUAACUUGUAAAGAGCCAGCACAUUGUAAAGCUGAUUUUAUUACACUGUCACAGCUGCAAAGAAUUCACAAAGAACGUCACCAUUCUUCUUCGGUGACGAUGAGGGGCUUUGCUCGAUAUGAUUUACUUGGAGCCACCAUAGGAGUGGACAAUUCUAUUAUUGAGUGCCGAAGUAGUGUCAUGGCUGAUUUUACUUGGAAUAAUGCAGACAGUAUUCUGCAGAGACCACCACUGACUUCUUCAGCCACUUUAAACAUAAAAAGAGAAUGUGGAGAUACCCAGAAUGUAGUACAUGAAUUGUACAUAGAGCUGGAAUUUUUGCUUGUUUUGGCUAAGGGUUUAAAGACUGGAGAGACAGACUGGCCUGAAUCUUUACAAACAAAAUCAGCAGUUGAGCUUGUCCAGGCACAGAUUGAUGACUUGAAAUCCAAACUAGAUGGGUUCUCCAAUCUUCGGAUUAAAAAAGAAGAGGCUGAAUCAGAGAAAGUAAAAAGUGAUACUGCAGCAUUUGAUAGCACCAUUAAAACAAACUUCAUAGAACGAUCUGAUCUGGACUUUGCAGAACAAUUGUGGUGCAUAAUGAGAAAGAGUGUUUCAUCUUACCAAGAUGUAGUUGAUUGUUUCACAAUGGUAGUUCGUUCUUUAAAACUUGGUGAAAUCCAGCCAUGGAUCCACAGAGGAAGCAGCAGCUUGCUGAGUAAAAUGGUAAAGCAGUCUUAUGAUGGAACAGUGGAGAACAUUGCACUUAAAGGACUAACUCCAAUUCAGAUGUUCUUGGAAAUUGGAUUAGAUAAGCUCCGGAAGGAUUAUGUCAAUUAUUUUAUAGGUCAGGAACUUACAACCUUAAACUAUCUGAACUACUUCCUUUCUACUUCAGUUGAUCUUGAGGAACAGGUACAUCAAGUUCAGAAGCUACACCACAUGCUGGAAAUUGUGGUCAACUGCCAUGCCUUUGUCAAGCUUCAACAUGAUAGCUUAUUUCUUUUCACACAGUCCUGUUUAAAGUAUUACAAAGAACAACCCUUCAAUGAACACCACGUCUUUCAUCUGCCAAUCAGGCCAACUGCUAUUAGUGCUUACUACCAGAAUGAGAGUCCUCAAGUCUGGAGAGUAGAAAUGAUUAGUGGACAUGGCCAAAAGGAGGUAAAAACAAUAUGCCAGUUUAGCACCAAGCCACCAGUCAACCAUGUGACAUUUAACACACAAGAAAUUUCUCUUGAUACAACAGUCAGUGGAGACACCAAAGAAAAUCUGUAUUUCACAACAGUUAUAAGCUGCAGUCCAGUGUAUUUCUGAUAAUUAUCAGCACAAAGAUAAUUUAUGAAAAAGACUCGUGAUGAUAGUGGAAAAAAAGAAAAUGAAGAAUCACAGUAGCAUGCAAGGACUUUCAACUUUUUCAGCUCAUGCAUAGAGCCAGAAUUUUCGGAUGAGUGGCCAUUCAGUUAUUUAUGUUUGCUGAACUUAGACCAGGAGAGAAUAAUGAUGAUGGCUUUGAUCAAGAUAUUUCUGGUCAUUGUUUCCUGCUGCUCAUUUUAAAGCAGUGUCUCUCUUGCCAGUUUUUAUCUGUUUUUUGUAAGUCAGAAUAAAAUUGUUUUCUAUA
Protopterus annectens (West African lungfish) is the source of this 2385-nucleotide messenger RNA. RefSeq names its product zwilch kinetochore protein (gene ZWILCH). The transcript is spliced from 19 exons. NCBI's taxonomy places the organism in Eukaryota, Metazoa, Chordata, Ceratodontiformes, Protopteridae. The coding region runs from base 270 to 2081 and encodes 603 amino acids. The record is from RefSeq and is a predicted model, not a curated record. Gene Ontology annotation, cellular component: RZZ complex. Gene Ontology annotation, biological process: mitotic spindle assembly checkpoint signaling; protein localization to kinetochore.